UCCUGAUAAGUCAUAUCAUUGAAGGAGGCCCUGAUGAGGGACCGUGAACGAUUGAUUCAUGUCAACGGCACACGGUGCACGGAUGAAAAAAGAAAGCACCCCCUACAGCGACGCGUCGCUGCGUAUCUCCGGUGCGAGCCACAGCCUCGGCCUAAAAGGUCUAGUGACAUGAGAGGGAGAGAAAGUCUCAGAAUGAGGAUGAGAAAGAGGCAGAGGAAGGCCAAGAGCCAGAGAGUAGUGGACUGGUUCCGGGCCAGAUAUCUGUUUCCUGGGAUUCUCUGUGUGCCAGCAAGCAAGAUUAUUCAGUCUGUCCUCACGUCUCCAUCCGCCACUCUUUGCUAAACAAAACCACCGGCUCGUUUAGACCGGAGCUUACAGGAGAAUCCCGUCUUGCUGUCAGUCCAGCAACCCUUGAAUUUUUUUCCACUUUUCCAAACUGCUUUCCCACGUUCUGUUGGUCGGUUUCAAAGAAUCUGGUGCGUC
Molecule: messenger RNA, 483 nt
Organism: Pichia membranifaciens NRRL Y-2026
Lineage: Eukaryota; Fungi; Ascomycota; Pichiomycetes; Pichiales; Pichiaceae
Exons: 1
Coding region: 34-342 (102 amino acids)
Source: RefSeq, a predicted model, not a curated record